AUGCAGAGCAAAAUCGAUAGAAGGAAAAGACAAGCUAGAUUGGAAUCUUUCUCUGCUGUGGCCACUGUAAACUCAGAGGGUUCAAACCCUGCUGCAAAUAUCUCUAUUCAGUCUAAUCCUCAACAAGAUAAGAGAGGAUAUGAUCAUCAAAGUGGCAGAGGAAGAACACAAAGCCAGAGACAGAUUGCAAACUUUCAGAUUCAAACCCGCCUCCUUUCCUUUGUCCACCAAUCACUGCUCCGUCUCUCACCUGCUCCUCCGCCUGAAAUCGCUCUAAAUCUAGCUGGGAGGACAAACCUCAAAGGUAGAAAGCCCGAGACAGCCUAG
Striga asiatica is the source of this 327-nucleotide messenger RNA. NCBI's taxonomy places the organism in Eukaryota, Viridiplantae, Streptophyta, Magnoliopsida, Lamiales, Orobanchaceae. The record is from the annotation of a GenBank genome assembly.